GACCUUUCUCUGCCCAAGAACUUCAACAAACCCUUGACUUGCUUCUUCUGGCACCAGUACGGAAGGUGCAACAAAAGAGACGUGGAUUGCGCGUACGCGCACUGGGAUACAGGCUUUUUGGCAGCGGGCCCCAUCCAUCUACCGGCAUCGGAUAGUAUUGCUGGCAAGAAUGCGCAAACGUUCACGUCCUUGUCAUCACAAGAUGAAUCCGGCUUUGCCAUGAAGCUCGUAGAGAUCAAGGAGCGGGAGUAUAUGUUAAGACUGAGGGAGUUGGACGUAAGGGAGAAGGAGAAGAGCAUUGCUAGGCGCGAGCAGGAUUUAGCGCAGAGCAUACGGCAUAGAAACAAGGAACUUGGUCUUAGAGAAAAGAGGGUGGCAAGGAUGGAAGAGGCCUCAAGAAGCGCUGGAGAAGGG
Messenger RNA from Cucurbitaria berberidis CBS 394.84, 414 nucleotides. RefSeq lists its product as uncharacterized. Lineage: Eukaryota; Fungi; Ascomycota; Dothideomycetes; Pleosporales; Cucurbitariaceae. The record is from RefSeq and is a predicted model, not a curated record. Gene Ontology annotation, molecular function: metal ion binding. The transcript is spliced from 2 exons. The annotation marks the transcript as partial.